AUGGAGGACGAUAAAAUAGUUGGAUAUGUUACAGCGUACCUCAAGAAGAAGGGUUUCACGCAAACCGAGAAGAUUUUCCAGGAAGAAUUUCAGCACAACAAAACCACCAAUUCCUCUUCCAAUAAUUCCCUCGAACCCGACGCUGGCAACCACCUCCUCGCCUUCUCCCAGUACUUUUCCUUUCUCCAUCCUCAUAUGGUUACCCUCGGCAUGCUUCACUACCUCACCGCACUCACUUUCCCUCUUUCUAACCCUAUGUUUUGCAGAUUGGAGACUGGCCCCGCUAGGUUCCACGACGGUUACAGCAAACUGCGAACAUGGACUUAUUCUUCACUGGAUUUGUACAAGCACGAGUUGCUUCGCGUGCUUUAUCCCGUGUUUAUUCACUGUUUUAUGGACCUUGUGGCGAAAGGACACGUUCAGGAAGCUCGGAAUUUCUUCAAUACUUUCCGUGAAGACCACGAAAUGAUGCACUUGCGUGACCUUCAGAAGUUGGAAGGAGUUCUUUCUCCUACCCAUCUUCAGGAAAUGGAAUUCGCUCACUCUCUUAGACAGAGCAAAUUCAACAUAAAGAUAUGUGAGUGGGCAUUAAGGUAUUCCUAUGAGCUUCUGUUGCAACAUCUACACAGUACGCAAUCCACCACUAUACUUGGUAUUAUCAAUGAGCAUAUUAAUUUUCAAGUUUCCCCUGGACAACCUAGCUUAAUUUCUGAUGAUCCGGAAGCUGUUACCCUUACUGGAAGCAGCCAGGAAGCAGCAAACAGGAUAAAUAAAAAAGAAAUUCACUGGGGGUUACUUGAAGACUCCCUUGAAGAGCGGCUGGAGAAGGCAGGGGCCUUGCUUUCAGACUCUGAAAAGGGUGAAGGGGAAGCAAAGGAGGGAGAGAAUGACGAGACUAAGAAAAGAUCCAUCGAAGGAGGAAAGCAAGGUGGUGGUUCAGUUAAAAAAGUUAAAAAGGACAGGGGCGGUAGUGCAACUGGAAAAAGUGCAAAACCUGAAGCUAACACUGUACCUGCGGCUCCUCGAGUUAAGCCUGAACUCCCCUUACCCGUCAUAAAUUGUAUGGCUAAUGUAAAUGGCACAAUUCUAAACCCAACUGAGGUUGAACACUCCAUUCUUGAGGACUUAAGGAACCGUGUACAGCUCAGCAAUGUUGCAUUGCCAUCAGGUGAGAAUGACACAUCGCAAAAUGAUCAAAUGUUUGGAGAAGGUGGUGGGAAAAGACAGUAUACAUUGUUUCAAGGUCAUUCAGGGCCUGUUUAUGCAGCUUCUUUUAGUCCUGUCGGUGACUUUAUCCUUUCAUCCUCGGCAGACUCAACAAUUCGAUUGUGGAGCACCAAACUUAAUGCCAACCUUGUUUGUUAUAAGGGUCACAAUUACCCUGUCUGGGAUGUUCAGUUUAGUCCUGUAGGGCAUUAUUUUGCCAGCUCUUCACAUGACAGAACUGCUAGGAUUUGGUCCAUGGAUAGGAUACAGCCCUUAAGAAUAAUGGCAGGGCACUUGUCUGAUGUUGAUUGUGUGCAAUGGCAUGCCAACUGCAACUACAUUGCAACUGGUUCCAGUGACAAAACAGUUCGACUAUGGGAUGUGCAGAGUGGUGAGUGUGUCCGGGUUUUUGUUGGUCACCGGGGUAUGAUUUUGUCUUUGGCAAUGUCUCCCGAUGGUCGCUAUAUGGCAUCUGGUGAUGAAGAUGGCACGAUCAUGAUGUGGGACCUCUCUAGUGGCCGCUGUCUCACACCUUUGAUUGGGCACACGUCCUGUGUCUGGUCCCUCGCUUUCAGUUCUGAAGGUUCUAUUCUAGCCUCUGGAUCUGCGGAUUGCACUGUAAAAUUGUGGGAUGUAAAUACGAGCACCAAGGUUUCAAGGGCUGAAGAAAAAAGUGGGAAUGCUAACAGACUCAGAUCGCUGAAAACUCUGCCAACCAAAUCUACUCCAGUUUACUCGUUGCGGUUUUCUCGAAGGAAUCUUCUUUUUGCGGCUGGGGCUCUAGCAAAAAGUGGCUAA
Molecule: messenger RNA, 2004 nt
Organism: Sphenostylis stenocarpa
Lineage: Eukaryota; Viridiplantae; Streptophyta; Magnoliopsida; Fabales; Fabaceae
Source: the annotation of a GenBank genome assembly